Drosophila bipectinata is the source of this 912-nucleotide messenger RNA. Its product is annotated as trypsin beta. Gene Ontology annotation, molecular function: serine-type endopeptidase activity. Gene Ontology annotation, biological process: proteolysis. NCBI's taxonomy places the organism in Eukaryota, Metazoa, Arthropoda, Insecta, Diptera, Drosophilidae. The record is from RefSeq and is a predicted model, not a curated record.
AUGAACAACCAGCGGUUUGUGGAACUCGUCGUUUCCCUCGGACUGCUGAUCCUGGCAGCGAAGAUCGAUGGCAAACAACAGACUCCUUCGUGGUCAGGAUACUAUCUGGAAAAUGACACCCACUACUUUCUGUACGAGAAACCCAAGCCUCCCACACUCGGAAAUAUUUCAAGCAACCCGUUUAUCAAUAAACUGGAGACACAGGACUAUUUCCCCACCAGGAUUGUGAAUGGCACAAGGGCUACUUGUAAAGAAGCAUACUUUCAGUGUUCCCUUCACUUCGAGGGAUACGGCAUCUGUGGCUGCAUUAUCAUAUCCGAUUGGUAUGUUCUCACUGCCCAUCACUGCGUCAUCGGACCGGCUCGCAAGUACAGGAUUCGAGCCGGAACCAUGCAGGUGAAUCGUGGUGGUCAACUACGGAAAGUUAAACUCAUUAUAGCCCAUGCGGGCUACAACGACUACACUAUGCGCCACGACAUUGCCCUGAUGAAGGUCAAGAGCCGCUUUAUUUUCACCGCCUGCCUGCGUCCAGUCAAGCUGCCUUCCCCCAAGAUUACAAAGUUCCCCAAAAAACUUGUUGUCACUGGCUUUGGAAUAGCAUCCGAGAAUGCCGCAAACCUUCAGAAAUAUUGCCGAAUCGUCGAAGUAAACUUAAUUACCCGGUCCACAUGUCAGAAUAAAUACUCUGGGACUGGAGUGAAAAUUUAUAAGGACAUGAUCUGCGCCGCUGCCCCGUACAAGGACAGUUGCUCCGGAGAUUCCGGCGGUCCACUAACCCACAAAGGUGUCCUCUGCGGUAUUGUGUCCUUCGGCAUCGGUUGUGCUAGACGAAAAUAUCCUGGCGUUUAUACGAAUGUGAAGCGAUUUAUUCGUUGGAUUCAAAAGUGUAUUAAGAAGUAUAGGAAUUAUUAG